CUUGGAGCGCGCGGGACACGCCGCAGGGCUGGAGCGGGGCGGGGCCAGACACCUGGGUCCCAGCCCAGCCCCUGCACAGGGCGGGUCCCGGCUGCAGCCGCAGAGCGAGGAGCUGGCGCGAGCGGGAGGCGGCCCGGGGAGGCACGAGCCGCGGGGCAGGAAGUCGCUGCCCGGGCGGAGGAAGCGGCCGGGGCCGGAGCCGAGCCCGGCUAUGGCUGCAGCGGGGCCGGCGCAGCUCCAGGUGGCGUUUGAGGACGUGGCUCUGUAUUUCAGCCGGAGGGAGUGGGAGCUCUUAUCCCGGCCAGAGAAACAGCUGUACCGGAACCAGAUGCUGAGAAAUUACCAGGCCCUUGUUUUCCUGGGCUCUUCAGGUUCCACACCGGACUUAAUCCACUGGAUCGAGGUAGGGGAGGCAGAGCUCUGGAUCCGGGAUGCCGAGGCGCCAGGGAAAGCUCCGGGCCAGAGAGCCCCUCCUCAGCAGGGCCUGGGAUCCCGGGAGAAACGAGGAGACAGAGUGAAUGUGGGAGAGCACAGAAGGUGAGCAGGAUCCCACAGCCCACACGAGGAUCAAUAUGCUGGGUAGACUCAGUCAGAGACCAGACCUGGCUACGCACCAGACACUCCCCAUGGGCCGGCGUCCCCACCACUGCAUCGACUGUGGCAAGAGGUUUAUCAACCCCUCUGCACUGACACAGCACCGGCGCACGCACACUGGGGAGCUGCCACAUCGCUGUGCUGACUGCAACAAGGGCUUUGCAGACAGCUCAAAGCUGAGAAUACACCAGCACACACACUGGGGAACGGCCGUACCGCUGUGCUGACUGCGGCAAGGACUUUGCAUGCAGCUCAAGCCUGAGAGUGCACCAUCGCAAACACUCCAGGGAGCGGCCGCACCAUUGCACUGACUGUGGCAAGAGCUUUAUGCAGCUCGGAA
Molecule: messenger RNA, 934 nt
Organism: Chelonia mydas (Green sea turtle)
Lineage: Eukaryota; Metazoa; Chordata; Testudines; Cheloniidae
Product: zinc finger protein 425-like
Exons: 4
Coding region: 212-541 (109 amino acids)
Biological process (GO): regulation of DNA-templated transcription
Source: RefSeq, a predicted model, not a curated record